UCGGUUUCAGGAGAGAGGGGCAGCCCAAAGAAGCACACAGCAAUCAGGCUUGCUCCGUAAGAAAGACAGUUAGCAAGAAAAAUAUACAGCAAAUCAAACGAACAAUGAAACCGAUCGAGUAAGGCUUGUGAAACAACUGCGGCAGAAUAUAUCUCACUCAGUGACACGUUAACAAAGCUCUUUGAUCACACAGUCCAGAUUAGAGGAUAGAGAGCUGUGUCAUUGAGCAGGCAGGACACGUCAGGAGAAGGGAGAAAAAAAGCUGACCGACUGCACUGUACGAGUCAGCUAUCAAAUCGCCUCUGAAAAGAUCUGCCUGACGCACUCAUUUUUCAAGGACACCACCUUUUGCUUUCGAAAGGAGGGAAGGAUCUCGACAGACAUUGCCGAGGUCGAAGCUGGUGAUCAGAAGGACCAAACGAUCACGGGAUAGCAUUUGUGUGUGGGGGGAGAAAACAAAUGGGGGAUUACGGGUUUGGAGUCCUAGUUCAAAACAACACUGGCAACAAGUCUGCUUUCCCAGUCCGAAUCCACCCGCAUCUGCAGCCCCCACACCACCACCAAAAUGUGUCGCAGAGCCCUGCUGCUUUCAUAAACAGCACCACAGCCGCAGGGAAUGGCACCACAGGAGGCUCUCCCUGGCUCUUCCCUGCCUCUGCCACCCAUAACAGCGUGCAAGACGAAAUCCUGGGGGGCCAAGAGAAGCCCAAAGCACAGCAGCAACAGGAAAUGCAAGAAACGCAAGAAAAGCAGCAACAGUUGUCCCCUGGGAGUCACCAGGAGGUUGGAAAUGGUGGUGGGAUCAUUUCAGAACUGGAAAAAGCCCGGUCAGAGGAUGCCAAGACUGACAACGGCACGUCUGAAGGAAGUAACGGAAAGGAGAAGCAGCUACGUCUUGAGUCACCUGUCUUGACAGGCUUUGAUUACCAGGAGACAUCUGGUCUUGGGGGAAAUGGCCCCGUGCAGUCUAGUACAACCUCGUCAUCGCUUACUGGCUUCAAUAAUUGGUCAGCUGCCAUUCCACCGGCGCCAUCAACCAUCAUCAAUGAGGACGUCAGCUUCUUCAACCCGGCCUCUGCCAACAAUGGGCCCCUGCUGUUCCAGAACUUCUCACACCAUGUCAGUCCAGGGUUUGGUGGGAACUUCUCCCCUCAAAUUGGACCAGCGGCAGCCUUGUCCCAGCACCACGCGGCUCCUCCACCACACCCUCACUUCCAACACCCUCAUAGCCAACACCAGCAGCAUCGACGUUCCCCGGCCUCUCCACACCCUCCUCCGCCCUUUCCUCACAGGAAUCCGGCUUUCAGCCAGUUGCCGCAUUUGUCCAACAGCCUGAACAAGCCCCCGUCCCCUUGGGGUCCAGCCAGCUACCAGAGCCCCUCUCCCUCCCCUGGCUCCUCCACAUCCUGGAGUCCGGGAGGAGGCUAUGGUAGUGGUGGCGGUGGCUGGGGAGGGUCUCAGGGCAGAGAUUAUCGCAGAGGGCUGAAUGGCGGGAUGACCCCCAUCAACUCUAUCUCUCCACUGAAGAAGACCUUCCCAAACAACCAUGUGGCAUCCCAGAAGUACCCUCGAAACAGUCCCGCAGGCUUCAACCCCAAGUCUUGGAUGGAUGAUGGAGUUGGCCGCAGUGAUAACAUCUUCCCCUUUCAGGAGCGCACCAGGUCCUUUGACAGCUUCAACAUGAACACACUGGAGAGCUCCCUGAUCGACAUCAUGAGGGCCGAGCAGGACACCCUGAAAGGUCGCCUGGGUUUCCCCCAUCCAGGAGGAGACAACCCUCUGCCACUCAAUGGCCACUCAUCUCUGUUCCCCAUGGAGGAUGGUUUCCCUGACGAUGAUCGUGGUGAUCAGGGUCUUGCAGGCCUGGGUUCCCCUCACUGUUUCCCACACCAGAACGGAGAGCGCGUUGAACGCUACUCACGCAAGGUCUUUGUGGGAGGUCUGCCCCCUGACAUAGAUGAAGACGAGAUAACUGCCAGUUUCCGGCGUUUUGGACACCUGUUUGUGGACUGGCCUCACAAAGCAGAGAGCAAAUCCUAUUUUCCACCCAAAGGCUACGCCUUCCUGCUGUUCCAGGAUGAGAGCUCAGUGCAGGCUUUGAUCGAUGCCUGCAUUGAAGAGGACGGCAAGCUUUACCUCUGUGUGUCCAGCCCCACCAUCAAAGACAAGCCGGUCCAGAUCCGCCCGUGGAACCUGAAUGACAGCGACUUUGUGAUGGAUGGAUCCCAACCUCUGGACCCGAGGAAAACCAUCUUUGUGGGAGGUGUCCCUCGUCCGCUCCGUGCAGUGGAACUGGCCAUGAUCAUGGACCGCCUGUAUGGCGGGGUGUGCUACGCUGGCAUCGACACAGACCCUGAGCUGAAGUACCCCAAGGGAGCAGGGCGGGUCGCCUUCUCUAAUCAGCAGAGCUACAUCGCUGCUAUCAGUGCUCGCUUUGUGCAGCUGCAGCAUGGAGAAAUCGAUAAACGGGUGGAAGUGAAGCCAUACGUGCUGGAUGACCAGCUGUGCGAUGAGUGCCAGGGAACUCGCUGCGGUGGAAAGUUUGCGCCGUUCUUCUGCGCCAACGUCACCUGUCUGCAGUACUACUGCGAGUACUGCUGGGCGGCUAUCCACUCUCGCGCCGGACGGGAGUUUCACAAACCCCUGGUGAAGGAAGGAGGCGACCGCCCCCGUCACAUCUCCUUCCGCUGGAACUGAGCGGACGACAGAGAGGGAGAGGCAACAGGGGAGCAGGUAGUGCAGGAGUCGCAAAUCAUUGUACAAAUAAAUGCACUUUUCUGUUGCUGGUUCCUUUUUGCUCUAAUUUCACUGAACCUUUUUUCAUUUUUUUAAGUUAAUAUAUAUCUAUAUUUUGAAGAUAGAAAAAAAAACUGGAAUUAUAUCCAAAUAUGUCCAGCGAGGAAAAAAGAUGUGUAACAUAAUUUUAUUUAUGAGUUUGAUUUUUGAAAUAUUUUUGAUCAGUUCUCAAAAAACCACAUGUAUAGGAACGUUUGAAGUGUGAUAUGGUACUCUUCUUUUCAAUUGGCCUUUUUAAUUUUUUUCUAAACAAUGUAUUUAAUUUAUUUUUUAAGAACUGUCCCAAAAACAAUACACUUAAUUUGACUUUUGAUUGACUUGUUUUGUAGCAGUGCAAAAGCUGUCGUAACAGCAUAUGAUUGGCUAUUUAUUUCUGAGAGGUGUGAUUGAGUUCUCUGUUGACGACAAGAGGCUCCAGAGCAAAUGUGAAUUGAAAACGGUGUUGCUAAAGAAGAGUGCACUUAUUUCCAAUUAGAAAGAGUGCAGAUACAGUAUAUGAGACCCUUAGUAGUUAACCAAAGCGGAAUCUUGAAUUAACUUUGAAGAACAGAGGGGGCCCACUGCAGAAUGAAAUGGAUUCCUUUCCCUCCCAUAUCAAAAUGUUUGAACCUCUCUCUUUUUAUGAUUUCCAACUUCACACAAAUAUUUUGAUGUUACUUGAAAAUCGCAACGAAAAUUUUAGCAACGCAUAUUUGGGUUUUGAUCUCCAUUUUGACAUGCAAAAACUAAUACCUCAAACUCAGCUGCUAAUGUGCCGAUACAGUUAAAAAGAAAGGAUAAAAAAGCAAGAAAGAAAACAUUAUCACCCGCUCGUGUUCUCCUUUCCUUAGAACUAUAAUCAAAGGGAAGUGAUGCAACAGGCAGAGUGUGAUGUGACAGGCACAGUUUUGUACUCACUUGCUUCAUCGCCUCCUUAUUUUUUUAUUCAAAGCCAGGGUUGUGCUAGGGACAGAGCAGAGCAUCGUACAGUAUACAGUGUAUUUGGGGAAUGUAAGGCGGAGGGAGGCUACAGGAGAGACAGAACGGCUUACUGCUAAAGAGAUAAGCCCAGCCCCACUCCCCCUCCUCUGUCUGCCCGCGGCCUCUGCUGCUAAGCUAGCAGCUAACAGAGUGUAGGGCCUCGUUCGUGGAUCAAACCUGCUUUCUGUGUCCAUACACAGCGGGGGUUUGGAUCCAGAUCUUUCAGGACUGAGGUUAAGGUAUCUCCUCGAGAGAAGGGUGGUCAAGUGGCCACCUUUUUUAUUGCAGUUUCUACGGGGCUACCACCAAAUGGAAAAUGCCUGUCCUUUGUUAGUCUUUUUUCGAUGCAUUUGUGCAAUUCUCCCGAGUCUUGAAUGAAAAAAGUCCUACUUUGCAUCUGAGAGUCGGCUACAUUAAAUGCAAGAAGCAAUUAAAGUUUAUCUGAUAUCCCAAUCGUCAGCACACAUUUGAGUCACGGAGGGAUCUGCCCUUUUGGCGAACCCUCUAUCCUUUCUCCUGCCAAGCUAAUCCAACUCAGCAUCCAGUGUUUUUGAAGCAUAAAUGAAGAUAGUCUCUGCAGUGUGCUCUACUACUACACACUUAUGACCCACAUGCAGUUUGCUCUUGAUAACAGUCGGUUGUACCCAGUGGCUUUUUGGGAACCAAAGAUGGCUGUGCAGUAGUGGGUCAUACUGUAGCUCAUUUCCUAUUUAGGUUUUUUUAUUCUUAUGUUCCUUCUCAUGACUUUAAGGACGUUUUUUUUCAUAUAUCUGUUUUUAAAAUUCUGUCACUUCUACCCAGUUUUGCUUAACUGUCAAGCCCAGCAAACCAAAGAUUGGCCUUGAACAUAAUAUAUUUAUAUAUAUAUAUUUGACAGUGCAGUCAAAACCCAUUAGAACACCAGUGGAGAAACAACAGGGCUUGCAGACACACACACACACACACACACACACACACACACACACACACACACACACACACACACACACACACACACACACACACACACACACACACACACACACACACACACACACACCAUAGCUUGAAAUGGAGGUGCAUGCUGGUAGGCACUAGUUCUUUUAAUCUCAAAUAGGUCUGUGGAACGUUUAACAUUAAGUGCACAUUCACACAGCAAAAGUAAAACUAAUCCUCACCUUUGUUUGACGUUUUAAGUAACCUGCUAGCCGAGCAUUUAAAUAUGUCAGGGAGUUAGUACAGAAACUUGAUUAUACACACUAGUGAGAAACCUUUCCUCAUAUGGGCGUGGUGUCGUUGCACCAGUUUUGCACCCUCUUCAUUCGUUUUGUGGGUGUGGUGGGUGAGCAUUUUAGAAGUUAAACACUUUGUGAAGAAUUUGCUGUUAAAUGAGAUGAAAAAAAAAAGAUUAUUUUAUACAUGGCCUGCUGAUUUUUGGUACAGUGUUUUCUAGCUAAAUUAUUUUGUCAUGCACAUAUAAACAUUUAUUAUGCACUACUUUUCUAAAUAUUUUUUCUUUUUCCAACAGUCAUUUUAGGCACAUUUUUCACAAAUGGGGAAACUCCUUUUUGCAAUACCUCAAUUUUUCACAUUGUGAAAGGUAGCUUUUGUACUUUUGUUACUGAGAGAUCUGCAUAUAUGGAAAUGUUCAUUUUAAGAAAAAAGUUGAGUGAUUUCAAUAUAUAUUAUUUUCAAUUAUGCUUUUUAUACAUUUCAGUGCUGAGGAAACUUUACAACUAAGUGCGCACUUGUGUUGAUGCGACUUCACAUCUGCAGAGGAGAGACCAAAGUGUAUUGCUCUCUUGGUCUAAGCUUUUCGUACAUUAGAUGUUUCCAGUCAAUCUGGUCAAUAACAGCAUGGCGAGAAUAAGAAAAAAAAACACAAAAAAAACGACUUGUAAUUUGAAAUUGAUGUUAAUGUCUCUAAACAUGGCUAUACUAGUUGGAAAAUGGUAACUUCUGUCUUGGUUUCCUCUCCAUAGAUGGACUAUAACUUAUUAUAAGGAGAAUGCAAAAUUAGGUUCAGGCUUAACGCUGAAUCUCGUAUCACAAGAAUGGAUGUUUGGUGUUUAGAUAUUUUAAUAUUUCAAAAAAAGUAUAUAUAUAUUCUUGAACUUGCCAACUAGCACCUAUUGUAAUCCUUAGCAUGCAUGACAAAAAAAGAGAAAAUGACAAGUACAUGAAUUAGCUAUUAAAAAUUAAUCGUUGUGGUGUGCACCAAAUGUUUCUCAACUAUUAAGUUGUUAAGGACACCCCAAACCCAUUCACCUCACCCCCCUCCCCCUCCCCACGUGUUGAUCUCCUCGCUUCCCCAUUCGCAGACCUCUGCAGGAUGCACACGAUAGAGAGAAAAGACGAGAAACAAGACAGAAACUUAACUAUAAAUCGAUUUGGCAGUGCAGGACUUUGCAUCCUUUUACAACACUGUUUUAAAAAGACUUGAGAACUCAUCCCCGCUGUCUGUCGAGGUGAUUAUAUAGACCUAUCUGGAGGAAGGGGAGCUUAAAGACUUGAAUGUGGUAAAUGUUGCAAGUUAACUUCAAGUUGUUAUGUGCAAUACUUCUUUUGAACCUUUUUCCAGAUAAAGACUCUUUGCAAUGUAAUUCUUUAAUGCCAUUUUUAAUUGCAGACAUUUAAUUAAAGAAGAUGUUAAUAUGUUUUUCACAGUCAUUUUCUACUGUUAUUGUAAUCCUUUUCAUGCUGGUGUUUGUAAAAAAGAAAAGAAAUCAAACUAUUUGUACUAAUAUAAAUAAUUGAAGUUAUUUUUAAAACAUUAAAGGUUUUGUGCUCAUUUGCUUAUUUUGUUUAUUUUAAGCUACUGUGAUUGAUUGCAUUGUAAUUAUUAGGUCAACAAUGUAUUUAGCUGUUUAUUGGUAUAUUUUUAAUUGGAAUGUAUAAUUGAUUUUUAUAAUUUUGAUCAGAUUUUUGUUAUAUUUUUGAGGUGAAGCUUUUAAUAUGUUAAAGUGUCUAGUUUUUACUAAUUGCUAUAUUGUGCUCCACAAUAUAUGGUUCACAUUUUCUGAAGGAAAAUAAAUAUUUAAAUAUUUGUCUGUUAAUGAUGUUACUUAAUGGCAAGAUUUCAAUAGUUUUUAACUGUGUAUGGGAAGGUUGUUGUAUUUAUUAAUAGCAUUUUUUACUUAAGAUAUCACCUUAAUUUUUAUUGUCAUUUCACUUUAUAAGUUCCUAUUUUUGUAUUUUCCUUUCUAAUUAAGUUAUGUAAUACGGAUAUGUCCAUAUUUCUAGGAGUUGGUCUGUAGAAGUGCUAGUGAAACGAAAAAGAAAAAUCUAAUGUUAUUUAAUUGUUUGCAGCCAACUAUUUAUAACAGUAUGCAUAAUUUUUAAAUAUUUGUAAUGUGAAAUGUUGAAUGAAAUAAAUCUUAACUGUGAUGAAAAAA
This is a messenger RNA of Eleginops maclovinus (Patagonian blennie), 7130 nucleotides long. It is a transcript of the gene cpeb4b, whose product is annotated as cytoplasmic polyadenylation element binding protein 4b. The transcript has 10 exons. Gene Ontology annotation, molecular function: ribosome binding; mRNA 3'-UTR binding; translation factor activity, RNA binding. Lineage: Eukaryota; Metazoa; Chordata; Actinopteri; Perciformes; Eleginopidae. Bases 460 to 2697 code for a protein of 745 amino acids. Gene Ontology annotation, cellular component: synapse; nucleus; cytoplasm. Gene Ontology annotation, biological process: negative regulation of cytoplasmic translation. The record is from RefSeq and is a predicted model, not a curated record.